This is a messenger RNA of Ananas comosus (pineapple), 2532 nucleotides long. RefSeq names its product cryptochrome-1. Gene Ontology annotation, cellular component: cytoplasm; nucleus. NCBI's taxonomy places the organism in Eukaryota, Viridiplantae, Streptophyta, Magnoliopsida, Poales, Bromeliaceae. Gene Ontology annotation, biological process: circadian regulation of gene expression; blue light signaling pathway; entrainment of circadian clock by photoperiod. Gene Ontology annotation, molecular function: DNA binding; FAD binding; blue light photoreceptor activity. The coding region runs from base 1 to 2010 and encodes 669 amino acids. The transcript is spliced from 6 exons. The record is from RefSeq and is a predicted model, not a curated record.
AUGUCGGUAGUACAACAGUGCGUCUUCUGCGUUUCUUCGAUGGAAUCCUGCGAUCAUCUCUUCCGCGAAUGUGUGUUCGUCCGUUACCUACUUCUCUCUGUCGCGAACCUUCCGACUUCCCAUUUGGCGGAUCCUAACGAUGUUCGUGACUUCUGGACCUCCUUUUCCAACAUUCAAGAUGCUGCUAAGAGGUCGGAGGGUCUAUCUUAUCUAGCGGCAAUUUGCCAUCUCUACGAUCCUCUAUCCCUUGUCAGGGACCACAGGGUGAAGGAACUUUUAAGUGCUGAAGGCGUAACUGUGCGCUCGUUCAAUGCCGAUCUGCUUUAUGAGCCAUGGGAGAUUAACGACGAGAACGGCCAUCCGUUUACUACCUUUGCAUCUUUCUGGAAUAAAUGCCUCAGCAUGCCCAAUGACCCUGCAGCACCUCUGCUGCCACCUAAAAGAAUAAAUUCAGGUGACAUAUCGAGGUGCCCAUCAGAUAACUUGGUCUUUGAAGAUGACUCUGAAAAGGGAAGCAAUGCUCUUCUAGCUCGAGCAUGGUCGCCAGGUUGGCGCAAUGCGGACAGGUCCCUGACUGCCUUCGUAAAUGGCCCACUGAUUGGAUACUCUGUGAACCGAAAGAAAGCAGAUAGCGCAACCACAUCUCUUCUUUCGCCCCACUUACAUUUUGGUGAACUAAGCGUCCGCAAGGUCUUCCAUCUUGUUCGUAUGAAGCAGCUCUUGUGGACCAAUGAGGGAAACAGAGAAGGCGAAGAGAGUUGCAGCUUAUUUCUCAAAUCUAUCGGCCUUCGAGAAUAUUCUAGAUACUUGAGCUUCAACCACCCGUGCAGUCAUGAGAGGCCUCUUUUAGCACACCUUAGCUUUUUCCCAUGGGUGGUAAAUGAGGGCUACUUUAAAAUUUGGAGACAAGGUAGGACUGGUUACCCUCUGGUAGAUGCUGGUAUGAGAGAGCUGUGGGCAACCGGUUGGCUACAUGAUAGGAUCCGUGUGGUUGUGUCCAGCUUCUUCGUGAAGGUCCUGCAACUUCCUUGGAGGUGGGGGAUGAAGUACUUCUGGGACACGCUAUUAGAUGCUGAUCUCGAAAGCGAUGCCCUAGGCUGGCAAUAUAUAUCUGGAACUCUUCCUGAUGGUCGUGAAUUGGACCGUAUUGAUAACCCUCAGUUUGAAGGUUAUAAGUUCGAUCCAAAGGGAGAAUAUGUACGGCGCUGGCUUCCCGAGCUUGCCAGGCUACCUACUGAAUGGAUACACCAUCCAUGGGAUGCACCUGAAUCCGUGCUACAAGCAGCAGGAGUUGAGCUAGGCUCCAACUACCCUCUCCCUAUUGUAGAAAUAGAUGCCGCAAAAGCUAAACUCCAAGAAGCCCUUGCAGAGAUGUGGCAGCUAGAAGCUGCUUCACGAGCCGCAAUAGAGAAUGGAACGGAAGAAGGCCUCGGUGAUUCUUCAGAAUUACCAAUGAUCGAUUUUCCUCAAGAGAUCCGGAUGGAGGUGGAUCGUGAACCAAUCAGGACAAAUAAUUCCCCUACAGCAGUAAGGAGACGUGAGGACCAGAUGGUUCCUAGCAUCACUUCUUCAUUUGUUAGAGUUGAAGAGGAGGAGGUUUCUGUAAAUUUAGGAAACAAUGGUGAGGACAGUAGGCUAGAGGUGCCUUCAAAUGUAGAUUUUGAGACACAGCCCCAGAGAGAAGAUAUAGGUCAAGCUGCCAAUGAAACCAUAAGAAAUAAUGUUACCCAACAUUUCAGUCCUACAAGGAUUCGAGGUACUGUAUAUUCGGCAUCGGAAUCUUCUAGUAGCUGGACCGGGAGAGAUGGCGGUGUGGUUCCUGUUUGGUCCCCUCCGACGACAUCUGGCCGUUCAGGGCAUUUUGUUGCUGAUGAAACUGCUGUCAUUAACAACAGCUAUUUGGAAAGGCAUUCACAGCCUCAACAACUAAGGAAUUGGAGGCAGAUUUCACAGACAGUGACGACAAGUUGGGAGGUGGAAAAUGCUAUGCAGCCGAAUGCUAUCGGUUAGACUCUAGAGUGGCAAAUACUAAAUGUAAAUUAUCUUCCCCCCCUCCUUUAUUGCUUGCUCAAGCAACCUGAUCUUCCAAUGUGAAGUUUCUAUUGCGAAUCUAGUGCUCUAGGACCUGUAGUACACAUAGCUGUUUGUAUAGUUGUUACAAAGGAUUGUAUCAUUCACUAGAUAGCCAGUCUCUCUAAAUAAUGCAUGUCUAUAUCCUUCAUAUUUUUGAAUUUUUGGUUUAUUGAGCAGCCAAAUAUUCUGUUUCCUGAAAAUUGAUGCAGUACAAAACUGGAGGUCAUACUUCUCCGGGUAUGGCCAUAAUGGCUUAAGCAUGCAUUAUUGGUUGAUUGGUCGAAGAUACGAUGUAUCAUAAGGAUAUGAUGCAACAUUAAGAUUUUUACAUAGGUAACUUUGUAUAUUUUCCUUCUUACUAGUAGUCAGAAAAAUGAAAAGUAAUUCUCGCUCAUGUUUUGCAAAAACAGUAUGACAUUUUUUCUUGUUUGAGAAACAUUAUAUCUUUCUUUUGUUGAA